GUUGGAUGCGUUGCGUAUACGCGAGGUCUUAAUGGGCGCGUCUUCUGUGCAAGCGAGACGCUCUCACCCACUGGUCACCAUCGCAGCGGUGAUAUGUGCACCCAGAAACUUUGGCUGUCGAUGCCUCCUAGGCGCCUCUCAUCAUGCGACAGGCAGGCGGCAAGCCUUUCUGCCGAGAGUCUGGGAGUCGAGAGUGAAAGCAAGCCAGUCGCAUCUCAUGAGUCACGAGUCGUCAAUUGCAAUACUGCCCGCUCUUUGCGGCGCUCGCCACACGCACCUAGUAUUUCGCAAGGUUCUCUUCCGCAACAAGCUGCUUCGUAUUGGCACAGCCGAGCUGCUGCUUACACCGCAUAGCUUCGCACUUCACAAUCAUCGAGCAUGACCUCGAUCACGAAGACAUUGACUUCUCGAAAGUGACCACAAAGGUAGAUGCUGACGGCUCAGUGAGCGCGCUCGCAGUCAAGAAUGAGGUCAAAGUCAGGAAAACAAGACAAGUUCAAACCGCAGAGUCUAGCAACGCGUUCAAACAAUAAUGAGCUCAGCAA
This is a messenger RNA of Ceraceosorus guamensis, 545 nucleotides long. RefSeq lists its product as hypothetical. Bases 32 to 382 code for a protein of 116 amino acids. NCBI's taxonomy places the organism in Eukaryota, Fungi, Basidiomycota, Exobasidiomycetes, Ceraceosorales, Ceraceosoraceae. The transcript has a single exon. The record is from RefSeq and is a predicted model, not a curated record.